GAUGUUGAUGAUGUAGAUGAUGUUGAUGAUGUAGAUGAUGAAGUAUCUGUCCGGGACUCCAUGCAAGCAGCAGAGUGAGGAGGUGGUGACAUCGUUUCUGACGAAGAUGAUGUCCCAUCAGCUCGCAAAGGCAGAGAAACUUCAACUCCUAAACCAUCGACCAGCAUCAGCGGUGGAGAUACAGCUGAUGGUGGAGGAGAGUGAGGAGCGACUCAGUGAGGAGCAAGUCGAUCAGCUGCUCCGUGACGUCACCUCCACCCUGCCCCCCGACCCCGACGCCGAGGGGGAGGAGCCCCCUGGCGAGGGGGAGGAGCCCCUUGGCGAGGGGGAGGAGCCUGAUGUGGAAGAGGAGGGGCCGGAAUGAAGGGGGGGGGGGGCACGGAAUAAACUGGAGGGGCCUG
Messenger RNA from Petromyzon marinus (sea lamprey), 401 nucleotides. NCBI's taxonomy places the organism in Eukaryota, Metazoa, Chordata, Hyperoartia, Petromyzontiformes, Petromyzontidae. The record is from RefSeq and is a predicted model, not a curated record.